AUGGUUGUUGCCACAAUCAAGUGUGUGGUCGUUGGUGACGGUGCGGUCGGAAAGACCUGCCUGCUCAUCAGUUACACAACGAACAAGUUCCCCUCCGAAUACGUUCCAACUGUCUUUGACAACUAUGCAGUCACCGUUAUGAUCGGCGAUGAACCCUACACGCUGGGCUUGUUCGAUACGGCUGGACAGGAAGAUUACGACCGGCUGCGACCUCUGUCCUAUCCGCAAACCGACGUCUUCCUGGUGUGCUUCAGCGUGACGUCGCCGGCGUCGUUCGAGAACGUCCGAGAGAAGUGGUUCCCCGAGGUGCACCACCACUGUCCCGGCGUGCCCUGCCUGAUCGUGGGCACGCAGGUCGACCUGAGGGAUGAUCCCAGCGUUCGGGAAAAGCUGGCCAAGCAGAAGAUGGCUCCAGUACGGAAGGAGGAUGGCGAACGGAUGGCGAAAGAUCUCGGCGCUGUCAAGUACGUCGAGUGCAGUGCCCUGACGCAAUUCAAGCUGAAGGACGUUUUUGAUGAGGCAAUCGUUGCGGCAUUGGAGCCCCCUGCACCAAAGAAGAAGUCGCACAAGUGCCUCGUGCUUUAG
Messenger RNA from Grosmannia clavigera kw1407, 585 nucleotides. Its product is annotated as Rho-like GTPase cdc42. Lineage: Eukaryota; Fungi; Ascomycota; Sordariomycetes; Ophiostomatales; Ophiostomataceae. Gene Ontology annotation, biological process: small GTPase-mediated signal transduction. The transcript has 4 exons. Bases 1 to 585 code for a protein of 194 amino acids. The record is from RefSeq and is a predicted model, not a curated record. Gene Ontology annotation, molecular function: GTPase activity; GTP binding.